AUGACCACUACCGACAAGCUGAUCAGCCCCUCCUGUAUCGGCCACUUCGGCCUGCGCACCACCCCGGAAAAUUUCGAGGAGAUGGUGAAAUGGCACAUGGAUUUCUUCGGUGGUACCAUCACUCUCCGUAACCAAAAGGCUCCCUUCAUCGCCUACGAUGACGAGCACCACCGUCUGGUCAUCGUCAACGACCCGAGCCACCGGCACAUCGACGACCGGAAGACUGCCGUGGGAAUAUAUCACAUUGCGUUCACACUAGACAGUCUCUCCGAUCUAGUGAAGAGCUACGAACAGAAAAAAAGGAUCAGAGGCUACCAAAGGAAGAAGAUAACUUUGGUGUAA
Messenger RNA from Penicillium robsamsonii, 342 nucleotides. RefSeq names its product Glyoxalase/Bleomycin resistance protein/Dihydroxybiphenyl dioxygenase. NCBI's taxonomy places the organism in Eukaryota, Fungi, Ascomycota, Eurotiomycetes, Eurotiales, Aspergillaceae. The transcript has a single exon. The record is from RefSeq and is a predicted model, not a curated record. The coding region runs from base 1 to 342 and encodes 113 amino acids.